AUGAACGCAGAUAAUUUCUCUCUGAAUUUGAAGAAGCAUAUGCAAAGUCUCCUAAUCAGAAGAUCUGACAUUCCUUAUUACAAUCAAAACAAUAUAGUGGACAUAAUAACUGGGGUGUUAGACAAAUACACUGAUGCGAAUACUAAUGAUAUUAACGUCGAAAAUGCAAUAAAGAACAUAAAGGAGAUUUUAGACAAAACCUUUGGUACUGGCUGGAUUUGUCUUAUUGGGGAGUCUUUUUCUUUUAACAUUUCCGCCAAAGAAAACUCCUUUCUAUUUUGUUUCUAUCAAGGAUACUUGGCUAUCGUUGUAUAUAAAUGCUAA
Plasmodium malariae is the source of this 324-nucleotide messenger RNA. RefSeq names its product dynein light chain, putative. The coding region runs from base 1 to 324 and encodes 107 amino acids. The transcript has 4 exons. NCBI's taxonomy places the organism in Eukaryota, Apicomplexa, Aconoidasida, Haemosporida, Plasmodiidae. The record is from RefSeq and is a predicted model, not a curated record. Gene Ontology annotation, cellular component: dynein complex. Gene Ontology annotation, biological process: microtubule-based process.